Molecule: messenger RNA, 1430 nt
Organism: Pyricularia grisea
Lineage: Eukaryota; Fungi; Ascomycota; Sordariomycetes; Magnaporthales; Pyriculariaceae
Exons: 2
Coding region: 1-1131 (376 amino acids)
Biological process (GO): protein folding; protein peptidyl-prolyl isomerization
Cellular component (GO): intracellular membrane-bounded organelle
Molecular function (GO): peptidyl-prolyl cis-trans isomerase activity; protein binding
Source: RefSeq, a predicted model, not a curated record
AUGUCGGCCGACGAAGCCAGCAAGGCGGCGCGACCCCGCGUCUUCUUUGACAUCUCGAUCGACGACAAGCCAGCCGGGCGCAUCGUCUUCGAGCUCUUCAGCGAUGUAGUCCCUAAGACAGCCGAGAACUUCCGCGCCCUGUGUACAGGCGAGAAGGGAAUUGGCAAGAGCGGCAAGCCCCUUCACUACAAGGGCUCCAGCUUCCACCGUGUGAUCAAGCAGUUCAUGAUCCAGGGUGGUGACUUUACGGCGGGCAAUGGUACCGGCGGCGAGUCCAUCUACGGAGAGAAGUUUGACGACGAGAACUUUGAGUUGAUGCACGACCGACCCUUCCUCCUCAGCAUGGCAAAUGCUGGUCCUGGCACCAACGGUUCCCAGUUCUUCGUGACCACGGUCCCAACCCCACAUCUCGACAAGAAGCACGUCGUGUUCGGUCAGGUCCUGUCAGGCAAGUCGGUUGUGCGCCAGAUAGAGAACCUCACGACGCACGCGGGCGACAAGCCCGUCAAGUCGGCGACGAUCGCCGACUGCGGUGAGCUGCCCGCCGACGCCGUCAUAGGAGAUGCGGCCAAGGAGGCAGACAAGUACGGCGACAAGUACGAGGACUUCCCCGAGGACGACGAGGGCGGCCCCCUGGACGUCGCCCGCGUCAUCACCAUCGCCUCGGACUGCAAGACGUUUGGCAACAGCGCCUUCAAGGCUGGCGACCACGCCACCGCUCUGAGCAAGUACCAAAAGGGCAUCCGGUACCUCAACGAGGAGCCCGAGCGCGACCAGGAGGACGUCCCAGCCGACGUUAAGGAGAAGCUGGCCGCUCUGCGCUUCACCCUGAACAACAACGCCGCCCUCAUGAACCUCAAGCUCGAGUCGUGGGAGGACGCCAAGAACGCCGCCUCGUCCGCGCUGGCCGUCAAGUCGGCAUCUGACGCCGAGCGCGCCAAGGCCCUGUACCGACGUGGUCUUGCCUACAUCAGGCUGAAGGAUGAGGACGCCGCCAUAAAGGACCUGGAGGAAGCCAAGAAGCUGGCUCCGGCAGAUGCUGCGGUUGUCAAGGAGCUUGACCAGGUCAAGAAGGCGGCUGCGGCUCGUGCCGCCAAGGAGAAGGCUGCUUACAAGAAGUUUUUCUCGUAGAGGGACGAAUUUCCAUGCAAGAGAGAAGGAUGGCCAGGAGGUUUUUUUCUUAUGCCCUGUUUGGUCUGACGAUUUUUCGAUACGGACUUCUUUGAUCUUUGAUUUUUUUUUGGCGCAAGAAAAGCAAAGUAAUACGAAUCAGCUGGAGUCACGAGGUGGUUUUUUUUUUGUUGUUACUGGUGGAUUCUUUUCAACUCUUUUUUUUUUCGUUUUUUUUUCUUCAUUGGGCGGGCGUCAUUGGGCGGGCGUCUCGGUUAUCAAUGCAUAUAACUAGGGAAAUCAAAUACCACAUGGCCAAA